AAGGAAUAUAAUAAGCCGAUGGUCGGCUUCCUCAUUUCAUUUCUGGUUGCACCAUCUGAUUCAUGUGUUCUAAUUCACUCCUCAAGAAAAGCUUGAAGCUGUAAAGAUCUUUGAUGGUGCAAUGCCUACAUUUACAACGAUAGCUUUAGAUAGGCUAAUAGAACCAAAAGCUUCCAAGCCUAUGGCAGCAGGGAAAGUUGCAAGUGAUUCGAGACAGGGGAGUCGGAUUAAUGGUACUGAUAAACGUCCGGAUUUAAAAGAUGGUACAAAAUCUAUAGAGAGAAAGCAACACUGGACUCAGAUUUCACCUGCUCUCUAUGCCACUCCAGAACCCACACCACUACCAGAUUCCCCAUCGUCGUUUGCUCCAUCACCAUAUAUUGUUAACCAUAAGAGACGUGGGCCACGCCUUUCCAAGGCUUUCUCCGAGGUCGAUGUAGCUCUUCACCAAGCUCUAGCCGAUGAAAAGACAAUUGAGAUCGUGAGAAGCUUAGAAGCAGAGGAUGUUGAAUCUUGUAGAGUUGUGAAUGUCACAGAUAAUGUCUGUAAAACUAUUGAGGACAGUCAUGCUAAGUUUGUAGCCGACGGGGAACAUGGAAAUGACAGCAUUGCUGAUGAUGAUGCAGCUAGGCAAGAUGAAUCGAAAUCUGUUGUAUUGGAACGUGACAGUGAGAUGGAUGACUUUUUUGACCCCCAAGACUCGUUGAGUGUUAGGAGCAGCACAGAUGGGGAUAGUAAUCAUGGACUGGAGCGGUCUUUGAAUCUCAACUCUUCAGUUUCUGAGUUUUAUGAUGCGUGGGAAGAAUUGUCUUCUGAGGGUGGAUCCCAGCCUUCUUUAAACGAUGUGGAGACUGAAUUACGUGAAAUACGACUGAGUUUAUUGGUGGAGAUGGAGAAAAGGAAGAAAGCAGAAGACCACAUAAAUGAUAUCCAAAGCCAAUGGGGGAGGAUACAAGAACAGUUCUCCCUUGUGGGGCUUAAUCUUCCUAGUAUGGUGGAGGACCAAUUUGCAGAAGAGUUAUCUGGUCAGGUUCAUCUUAUCCGCUUCGUAUCCAAUUGUAUUGGCCGGGCAGUUGGGAAAGCCGAGGUUGGGGCAGAGAUGGAAGCCCAGUUAGAGUCUAAAAACUUCGAGAUUGGUAGGUUAUUGGACAGAGUACGGUAUUACGAGGCUGUCAACCGGGAGCUGUCUCAGUGGAAUCAAGAAACUAUGGAAACAAUGCGACGACAUAGGCAAAGAAGGAAGCGAAGACAAAGAUGGAUUUGGGGUUCGGUUGUUGCUGCAGUUACGGUUGGAAGUGCUGCAUUAAUAUGGUCCUAUAUUCCAACUGGAAAAGGUUCAUCUUCCCCAUCUGAUACCUGUCCCAGUGAUGAUCUGAUCUGAUCUGAUCUGACCUGACCCGACCCAUGUAGAUGUAGAUAAUGCAGAAAAUUUGAAGAAAGCAUGAAUAUGAAAGAAAAGCAAUGCUUGUACAAAGAAUGUUAUCUUAGAAUAAGUGCAGUGAGUGUAUGGAAGCUACAACUUACCAAAAGUAGCAAACUGCAACCUAUUUGGCAGUAAGAUUUCUGUUCUCUA
Messenger RNA from Cynara cardunculus var. scolymus (artichoke), 1573 nucleotides. RefSeq lists its product as uncharacterized. The record is from RefSeq and is a predicted model, not a curated record. NCBI's taxonomy places the organism in Eukaryota, Viridiplantae, Streptophyta, Magnoliopsida, Asterales, Asteraceae. The transcript has 4 exons. The coding region runs from base 122 to 1381 and encodes 419 amino acids.